This is a messenger RNA of Grosmannia clavigera kw1407, 4884 nucleotides long. RefSeq lists its product as uncharacterized. NCBI's taxonomy places the organism in Eukaryota, Fungi, Ascomycota, Sordariomycetes, Ophiostomatales, Ophiostomataceae. The record is from RefSeq and is a predicted model, not a curated record. The coding region runs from base 1 to 4884 and encodes 1627 amino acids. The transcript has 7 exons.
AUGUCUGAAGCAGACGUCGAGGGGCAAGAAUCAGCCGAGAAGGAAGGCGAAGCCACCAGAGAAAGUGUUGGCAUCACAGGCAUCACAAGUGUUGAUAUCGCAGACCCUUCUGUAGCUCAACAACAAAAAUCGCCAGACGAAGCUGGGAAGGAAAGGGAGGCUAUGAUGCGAGCUCUGAAUCAAGGAGACGCCUUGCUCUGGAACAAUCCUAUUGGCUGGGACGUGGUGGUCAUCUGUGGCUUCUUCUCGUGGCGCUUGCACCGACAAAUCCUCGACCGCUGCGAAUACUUUUCUCCUCGCAUAGAGCCAUGGAAGUCACGUGAAGGAGACAAGGUGAUUAGCUAUUUCGGGUUGGAGGCGUUGCCAAGUCGCUGUCUACAUAUAAUGGAACUACACAAUCACGACCCGGGGCAGCUUGCCAAUGUCCUGCGCUUCCUAUACACCCAUGCGUUGCUAGCACGGGGCAGAUACCACAGCGGAGACCACAGCAGAGUGGAGGACGAAGACCUCUGCAAAGAAGUAGAUGGGAUUUUGUGGCCGCUCCGCCAAAUUCUCAUAAAGUUCGUUGCCGUCACACUGCCCCAAUUGGCACUGAAUCCAGCCUUCCAUGCCCAAUUUAGGAGUGAGUGGGAUGGCCAGAUGUUUGUGCAGCAGCUAGAGGCAGAUUUGGCCGACUUUGCAAGGGAUGAGGUGGCGCAAAGCAAGGGAAAGGGAAAAGAGGGGCAGACAUGUCUAUCACGAGCAUACACAGCCCUGUCGCUAUUGCACCGGCUGGCUAGGACUGAGCGGGAGUGGAUUGCGGACGUGCUAAAGCAUUGCGACAGGACAAGGGCUGACGAGGACGAGGACGAAAACGGAUACGACCACGAUUUUGAGGAUGAGAACUGCAGCGAGGACCGCGAUCACGGCAUAAAACAGCGAGACUUGGCUUCAGGAGAAACAGAGGACGCACCAUACGAAGAUGGGAUCGAGCAAGAACAGCACGAUUCCAAAAGCAGACAGAAGGGAGACACCGCACAUGAUGAGACCAAGGUUUACGCCAGAGUUUGCGCGGACAAGCUGAAAUGGGAUCAAAGCCCGCUCCAGGCGGACACCGAAGACUGCCAGGAGGACCACUAUUUCAACGGCAUGCGGCUUCCACCAGUAGGUGAUAGUCUGAAGGAGGUUGUUGCAUAUUUGUCUCAGCAAAAUGUCUACAAGGAUGAGGAUUGGCCUGUACGAGUCAAAUUUAUCGAGGCACACCUGGACUUCCUGGAGGAGGUACCACUCGGAGAUGGGGACAGCACACAGGCCGACCAGUGUCAAGCCGAUGGUCCGGACCGUCUGCUCCCACUGCCACCUCCGCAGGCAAAUCGCCAACCGCCGGUGUACGGCCAGAAUACACGUAUGCUAGUACAGGAGGCAAGACGUCUGGUGCGCCUACAGAGACUAUUCGAAGCGCAUCAGUACAAUAUAGCCAAGCAGGCCACAGUCCUACACAGCCCAGCUGCGAUAUCAACGAUGCAGCCACGAGAAUUGCAGUUCAGUAGCCUUUUAUGUGUCGAAAGAGUGAAGAGUGAUGCUGCGGGUACGGCAAUCCCAAGAAGCCAGCAGCUUGCACCAAAUGCAGAUAUUCGCAAGACAACUGAUGGCAGUGCCAACGACAUCCUCCGUAUUCUAAAGCACUACCCGGAUGCGACCAGCUACUACCAGCAGCUUGCUGCAGACGAUGGUCAUUUGAUGGGCCAGCCAGCCCAACCAGGCGAAUCUAUCGACACAAUUUUGCAGCGGGCGCAGACAGCCGUCGCAGCGGCCGAGGCCGGAGGUCAGAAUCUCGCAUACGGGGAAAAUGCAGAGUUCUACCAGAGUGUUAUUGCUCAACGUGGCUGGGCCAUAUACAGCAGAGAUGGCAGCAGCGCUACAGUACACGACGUCAGGCGACUUCCAGAUGGCACCAUGCUCGGCCAGGAUGCAACCAGUUAUGCGCGCGAGCGCGGAGCCCGCAGGGCGGCACUGCAGCUGGCUUUGGUAGAAUUCUCGUCGUCGGAAAAUACUGCUGCAAGCAACGGCUCGCCAUGGUGUCGUGUUGCACUACCGGUACCAGCUCGCAACAUCUAUAGGCGGACUGCAGCAGCAGGCGGUUGCUGGCCGUGGGCUACAAAGGCGGAGGUCGGGGCGGGGAUGGGAAAAUCGACCAGGGCAGCAUCACAGCUGUUGCCGGUGCCGAAGCUUGUGGCAGGCGGGUCUCGGGGGGAUACAGAAGAGAAGAACAUGCUUCCCGUUAUCAGCAAGCAGACGCAUCCGUACACAGCCUACAUGGCGGAGUACCGGCGCCACCGGAUCAAAUGGGUGGAGAAGGCGCGCAUGGCAACAGAGUCUGAAAAUCAGGACCAGCCGGACUGGGCGGUGCUGCCUCGGUUUCCCGAUGCGUACAGCCUCGGCUACGGUAGUCCCAGAGGCCUCCCGCGCCGGCCACUGCCUCGACUCAUGGAGCAGGAUCGCAGGAUGUUGGUGCUGCUGCGUUCCAUCGCCCGUCUGCUGGAGCGCGCUUUGGAGGUGGCACCGCGGCCACUUCUUCGCAACGUACGCAAAUACACAGCACAGGGCUUGCGUGGACUGUCGCAGCCGGACAGCGCGCUGCAGCUGCGCAGUUUCUACGACUGGGAGCCGAGGGUGAUCACCGGACUCGCCGCUAUUAGGAGGCUUCGUGUGGCUCGGCCGAUCAAUGAGGUUGAAGCGCGGUGGCUCAAUUUCUUACUGACGGGAUCGACCAACAGUCGACUGAUGCUGCCGCUUCCAGCAGGCCCCGACCUGCGGGAAGCACACGAAAAAGAAGAAGAGGGGCACAGCGAAGACCGAGGCGGACAGGCGUUGUACCAGUGCUUUGCACAACGACUUCAGGGGCUCAUGGAUGAUCUCAGCGAUAUCCGGCUCUUUCAGACAGUCGACACGGAGGUGCCGAUCAAGGUGCUCGUGGACACAAUGAACGAGGAUGGAGCACCAUUCGACGUAACAGGAAACGAGCAGCAGCAGCAGCAGCGUGUGCGGUUUUCCUACGGGGACGCCCGGUUCUUCUGCGACCGCCUCCGAAAAGCCGGCCGCUGCAGGUUCAGCCCAUAUAAGCCGGGCUCCGGAGAAGGCAACCGUGGCGGUGGCAUUGUUCAGCGGCCAAGGCUGACUCUGCACCCAGAGCACCGCAUAUGGGCCAAAAAUAGAGAACCACCGGGAGGCCAAGAAGGAUGGUCGUGGCUGAUGCGGCCGCACCCCGGGGCUGACGAGCAGGAUCCAGAUAUUGCCAUCGGUGCACCCCAACGAGCCCUGGAGGUGGACGACACCUGGGCCAAGACGGUGGCAAGCGGACGCACCAAGGAGCCACUGCGAGCCGAGGUGCACGACUUCUUCUGCGGGCUUGCCUUCCGCUUUGGUCGCACGCUACGACAAUUGGAGAUGGUGGAGCGUGGCAGAUGGGAGGAUGCCGCGUGGAAGCAGGCAGACAGCGCCAGCGACGACUUGAACGCCACCCAGACCAAGACCGACAAGAAGAACAGAGUAAAGGAGUGCAUGAGCGCGUGGCAGCAGAAAUACGAAAAUAUGACGAGCAAAAACAACGUCAACUGUGGUUUUCCCGACGUUGUGCGAAUUGCUGACCCUGAGGCUACCAAGAGCAGCAGCACCAUGCCGGCAAAAUAUGCACAAGAUUUGAUAGCCCACAAGCUGCUCGUCGAGGCUGAGCGUGCUCUGACACCGCUGCCCACAGCGGCUGCUCCACGGCCAUCGGGGUCUCUCUGGGACUGGGCGCUGCCACAAGUCUGCGGAUUGGCGCCCCAAUUCUUCCACAUAGACCGUUGGCCGGUGCACUUGCAGACACCUGCCGUGGAGCAAUAUUGGACGCAGCAGAACGACGUGCUGGACCCAGAAGCUGUCUGGGAUCCAGCCAGCGAGGAUCCAACGCCAGCGAAGUACAUGUGGCGACCGUCGUCGUCGGCCUCGGCCUUUGGGUUUCAGAAGGAGACGAAAUAUGUCGGACCGGUGGCGUUCCUCCACGGUGAGACAAAGCUGCAGCAACUUAUGGUGAUCGACGAUAUCACCGAACGUGUAGCGACAGCCCUCGAAGCCGUGGAAGAACGUGGGAUGUGGAGCAAGCUGUCAGAACGAGUUCCAUUCUUUGGACGGCGGCGGGCCCUCGAAUCAGUACCGUUGACGUUUGACGACGUGGUCGUGGAGGAUACGCCGCUGCCGAAGCAAAUCAAUAUCAUGGGCUCCUCAGCUUCAAAGGCUACGCGCACCGGUGUUCCGCGUAAAUAUCCAACAAGAGCAGCUGGUGCUUCACUGCCACACGAUACACAACGAGCAGCACGGCCAGCACGAUCGACACGACCACCAGCUCACCAGUCGCAGCGGGCUGAACGGCCAGCAACGGAUAUAUCGAACAGCACCUUGCGCCCUGAACGGCGGCAGCCAUCCUUUUCCAAGGACGAAGUGAUACGUGCCGAUGGCUCCGACCCCGAUUGGUCAGCCGCCUUUUCCGAUCGCCUACGCCAGCUCGGCGCCGUGACGCCCAACCCGACAUCGCCGCAGUCGUCGGCCGGCGGAAUAGACUCGACAGCGGCCGCAUACGCCAUACAGAGGCGGAGUCCAAAAAACACGACGCUGUCGGUCCUCGAGGCGCGCCGCCGACUACACGAUGACCAAGCGGCCGAGCGGACUGCCGACGUGGCAAGCAAAGGCCGUGGCGGUGGUGGCUCACACAAUUUGGGCCGCGAGUUUCUUUCUGCCAGCACGCUGAGGGAAAUCCUGGAACUGCGAGCGCAGGGCGUGGGUGCAGCCGUCAUUGAGCAGCGGCUACGGCUCAAGGCAGGCGUCGUCGAUCGGCUGGGACGACCGGGCCUGGUGGAGGCGUCGUGA